Messenger RNA from Heterocephalus glaber (naked mole-rat), 906 nucleotides. RefSeq names its product taste 2 receptor member 16 (gene Tas2r16). Gene Ontology annotation, biological process: sensory perception of taste; G protein-coupled receptor signaling pathway; detection of chemical stimulus involved in sensory perception of bitter taste. Lineage: Eukaryota; Metazoa; Chordata; Mammalia; Rodentia; Bathyergidae. Gene Ontology annotation, molecular function: bitter taste receptor activity; G protein-coupled receptor activity. The record is from RefSeq and is a predicted model, not a curated record. Gene Ontology annotation, cellular component: membrane.
AUGGUACUCAAUCAACUCACUGUCUUUUUUAUCAUCAUCUAUGUGUUUGAGUCCUUGACAAUAAUUGCACAGAGCAGCUUUACUCUUGCAAUUCUGGGCAGAGAGUGGGUGCUGGUCAAAAGAUUGUCACCUGCAGAAAUGAUUCUCAUCUGCCUGGGCAUCUGUCGUUUCUGUCAACAGUGGUCAUCAGUACUGUCCAAUUUUUGCUUCUAUUUUAAACUUAAUUGUGUGCUAUGGAACACAGAAAUCAUCUGGGAAUUCACUAAUGUCCUUACAUUCUUGUUCGCCAGCUUGCUUGCUGUCUUCUACUGCGUCAAGGUCUCUUGCAUCACCCAUCCCAUCUUCUUCUGGCUGAGGUGGAGAAUUUUGAGGUUAGUUCCCUGGUUAUUACUGAGUGCUGUGGUGAUUUCUUGUGUGGCAGUUAUCCCUUCAGCUAUUAGGACUCACAUCCAGUUAGAAUUGACCAUCAUGGAGCAUUCACCUACAAACAGCACUUUGAUUGAGAAACUUAAAAUGUUUGAGCAGAAUUUUUCCAAGGCUCAUAAAAUAGUUGUGUUGACUAUUCCCUUUCUCCUGUUCCUGGUUUCCACCAUCAUCCUGAUGGCCUGUCUGAUCCAGCACUGGAAGCAAAUGCAACAGCAUAACACUAGCCUCUCUAACUCCAGCCUGAAAGCUCACUCCAGUGCCCUGAGGUCUCUUGCUAUCUUCUUUAUCUUGUUCACUGCUUACUUUCUAAUGAUAGUACUCACCUUUGCAGACAUGAAAUCUAAGAAAGGACAUUGGUGCUGGGCCUGGGAGGUCAUCAUCUAUGCAAUAGUGUCUAUUCAUUCCACUUCACUGACACUGAGCAGCCCUACACUGAAAAAGGCUCUAAAAAUAAAGUUCUGGGGCCGAGAGUCUGCCUGA